AUGCUAAGAGGGGGUCUCAUGGAAUUCGACGCUGCUAGCUUCCUUAAUGUGGUCGUUUGUGUAAUCCGAAGCUCUCCUUUACGUGAGGUGUCGGCAGCAGUUGCGCGGAUGCCAAGAUUAGAGUGCUUGGAAAUAGAUACCUCCCGUUCUCCAAUACCCAGAACGCUCUCUCGAGCCGGUGCGCUAAAAGGUGCCACGAAGCUCCGUCACCUGCGUUUCUUCCCGAAUCAAGUCCUUCUCGAGUCGGAAGCAUUCCAGAGUCAUCCUUGGGAUUACGGCGAUGUGGCCAAUAUCUUCAAUACCCUUCCAUCACUUACCCACGUCAGUUUCCUACUUAGCCCUGCUCCGACAGAUUACUGCGAGUAUUGCUGCUUUAUCAAGGGGUCGGCGCGACCUGUGAAGCUCCGCGCCCUUCGACCACAGGUGUCAAAGGAUGACUUGUACGAGUGGUGGACCGACUGGAUAGAAGAUUAUGCAGUUGUCCCCUUCGAGCCCAGCGAUCCUCGAAUGGGAUAUCAGGGCGACUUACUGUCGUAG
This is a messenger RNA of Pleurotus ostreatus (oyster mushroom), 537 nucleotides long. RefSeq lists its product as uncharacterized. The record is from RefSeq and is a predicted model, not a curated record. Bases 1 to 537 code for a protein of 178 amino acids. The transcript has 2 exons. NCBI's taxonomy places the organism in Eukaryota, Fungi, Basidiomycota, Agaricomycetes, Agaricales, Pleurotaceae.